GUGUAUUAAACGUAAACCAUGUAAUCAGGCCUUCGGGCCUUUGUAGGCUUCAAAUCCACUCACAUGGUUAUUGUUUACAGUAGACCGGAGCCACUGGUUCACUAGUGAUAAUGUGGUACUUGGGACUAGUGUUGGCAGUGUUUUAUAGUGUUUUGGUGCAAGGCAACAAUCUGCUGGAGGAAUGUGCCAAGUUCUACCGGCCAAAGAAUUAUAUUGAUGUGAUGAGCCAAAGUAUGCCCUACAUGGACCAGUUGCUCAUCCCUGACAAUCUGAAGAAAGUGGACAUUGAUGGUUAUCGAAGCAAGAUUAAUAGUAUUCAGCCAACACCGGUGGUUACCACACGAGUUUUGCAAGUUAAAACAAAAUAUGUGUAUGUAAAUCCGGUCUGCGUGAAGUACAGCUCAAAGCAGAAGCUUUGCAAGCAUGAGAACCGAAUGGCUGGGAACAUCAACAAGCUGAUCACCAAAGAGUAUUUUUUAAAGGGCCAAGUUGAGCAAAGAGUCGAAUCGGCCAUUGAUGUGAACUCAGAAGAAUACUCGCCCAAACCAGAUAAGUUCAGCUUGAAAGUUUCCUUCGACAGAAUUGAACCCAGUGAAUCUGAGGAAGAAUAUCGCUCGUUUGGUUCUGGUGCCAACCGGCACACUCCUUCAAUGACCGCGAAGAAAGUCCAGGAAAUGCUGAUUGAAGAUCGUCUGGACCAACUUGAAACGAUACUGCCCAACUACCAUCGAAAGCGGAUAUUUGAAACCAGCACGAUGUACGUAACGAAGACGUUGAGGAAUAAGCGAAGCAUGGCCACUUUGGUGGUGAAGAAUUGCAUUCCAGUCGGCUUUGAUAUAUGCGGUAAGAAGCGGAAGUCGAGGCGAACAAGCAAAAUUGCCCGGGACGCUUUGGAUGAUGAUGAAGACCGGAUGUACUUUGGUUGAUUUUGUUAUACGCUGAUGAGUUUGAGAUUUAGAAAUAUAUAUGUAUCCGU
Messenger RNA from Dendroctonus ponderosae (mountain pine beetle), 976 nucleotides. RefSeq lists its product as uncharacterized. Bases 111 to 926 code for a protein of 271 amino acids. The transcript has 2 exons. The record is from RefSeq and is a predicted model, not a curated record. NCBI's taxonomy places the organism in Eukaryota, Metazoa, Arthropoda, Insecta, Coleoptera, Curculionidae.